AUGUCAAGUAUUGAAAAUUAUAAUCUAGGGCUUCCUAGUCGAGGAUGGGACCUAUGGAUUGUCAGCACCGUAAUGGUUGUUGUGGCCGGUGUCUUUGUCGUCGCUCGGUUAGCAGGGAGAUAUGUGAAGGGAGAAUUUAGGAUCGACGAUUAUACAAUCUUUGCUGCCUUGGUUGGUUAUUCUGCCUUUGCGAGUGCGAUGCGAUUUCCCCUUGUGUCUAACAAACGUGGACAGCUCAACUCUGUCGUUCUCACAGUCGCGGAAAACAUGGCCGUCUCUAAUGGGUACGGGAGACAUGCCAUAGAUUUGACCGAAAAUGAAAUAAUUAUGUCCCUCAAGUGGUUUUAUGUGGCGCAAGUCUUCUACAAAAUCGUCAUUACCCUGACCAAGAUGUCCAUUCUUUUCCUCUACUUGCGAAUCUUCUAUAUUGAGGCCUACUUUCGCUGGGCCUGUACUGCUCUCAAUGUCUUCAUAGCAGCAUGCGGAACCGCGUUUGUGCUCGCAACGAUUUGGCAAUGCCAUCCCAUGGCCGCGUUCUGGGACAAGUCUAUUCCCGCCUUUCGCUGCGCAGACAACCAUGCUUUCUGGCUCUCAUAUUCCGUUAUCAAUAUCAUCACGGAUAUCUUGAUAUUAAUUCUUCCCUUGCAAGAAGUCCUGCGGCUCCAGCUCCGCUGCCGAGAUAAGUUUGCGCUGGUAUUAGUUUUCUCACUAGGAGCAUUCGUUUGCGUUACCAGCAUCAUCAGAGCUACAACAGUCGCUUCUUCUUCCACCAUGAAUGAUUUAACCUGGACCGCGAUUCCCGCCACAAUUUGGAGCGUCGUUGAAUGCAACACGGGCAUAAUAUGCGCCUGUCUCCCCAUGAUCCGCCAGCCGCUGUCCAUAAUCUUCCCUUUCCUCUCCUCCAACCCCUCCCGCACUCAGUCCACAUGCCGCAAUCUCCCCUUGCCUCAUAGCAUGUCUAUGAAUGAUCUCAGUCGCGUUAUUAACCCAGCCACUUCCGCACGCAGCGACUUGUCCUGGAUGGAUAUGGAAAUCGAUAGUCAAAAAACCGAGGCCAUGGAAACAGCGUCAUCAGCGAAACGCAAGCGAUUCCCUGUAAACGACAGCGAACAUGAUAUUCUAUCGGUUAAUUUGUUGGGGGAGCACAACCGGAACAUGUGA
Molecule: messenger RNA, 1161 nt
Organism: Paracoccidioides brasiliensis Pb18
Exons: 5
Coding region: 1-1161 (386 amino acids)
Source: RefSeq, a predicted model, not a curated record